This is a messenger RNA of Cuscuta campestris, 2574 nucleotides long. The record is from the annotation of a GenBank genome assembly. NCBI's taxonomy places the organism in Eukaryota, Viridiplantae, Streptophyta, Magnoliopsida, Solanales, Convolvulaceae.
AAUCCCUUGAUUUUAUCAAUUAUUGUAAUCUUUUGUAAUUUCUGUCAUGAACUCAACUACCCAAAUAAAGAAUCCUAAUAAAGGAAUUUCUAUUAAUUGUAGAAUGAGUCAAGAAACCGCACACGGACAAGGCAACAAUGAACACGUAAGUGUUCACACUGAAGCAUCUAGCUUCACCCCUCCUAUCCAAAACGAGCCUAUCAACCUAGAGGAUGUUCCUCAGAACAAUGCGAAUGCUGGUGGUCAACCUGACUACGCAAUUCCUGUUUUCUUGGCAAACUUGCUUCAACAAGUGGCCAAUGCUCCAAUGUUUCAACCACCACCACCGCCGCCACCGCGUGUAAUCACUUUCAAAUUUCUGAAAGAUAAUGGAGCAGAAGAGUUUCUGGGCGAUCGAAUCGCCGAACCUCAAAUUGCUUGGAAUUGGAUUGAACAGACUGCCCGAGUGUUGAGAGAUCUGAACACUGCCCGAGUGUUGAGAGAUCUGAACGUACCGCUUAACGACCACCCGAGACUCGCAUCACAAUUACUUCGUGGGGAAGCCUACGAAUGGUGGAAACGCACCGUUGAAAGUAACGAAACCCCGAAGCCAUGGACGUGGGAGUUCUUCGAUUGGGCUUUCAAGAAAGAGUAUAUCCCAGCACGUUUCCGUGAAGCGAAACGUACCGAAUUUGUUGAGUUGCAACAAGGGGAGAUGACCCUUCCCGAAUAUCGCCAAAAGUUUGUCAGUCUUGCCAAAUUUGCACCAACGUUGGUAAGCACCACAACUGACCGUAUUGAGGAGUUCAGAUCAAAACUCCGACCUGAUCUCAGGGCUCAAGUAUCUGUCAUACCAACGGUAGACUUCACGGAAGCCUAUGAUCUGAUUGCUAAAGCAGACAAGGAUCUGAAUGCUUGUAAGGAGUACUUGAAGAAAGAAGGUGCUAGCACAAGUGAACGUCGACCUACAAAUUCUGUCUCGAGUGGGAAAAGACCAUUUCAAGGACCCAGCAGCUCACACUUCUCCAAGAAGGGGAAAUCUGUACAAACCCAAUCAGUGGCAUCUGGCAACAGGUCAAAGGGAUGGAAAAACCCAGCAUGUAAAAUGUGUGGGAGACACCAUCCUGGGGAAUGUUGGCUUGCUCAAGGACUAUGUCUCGGUUGUGGAAAGCCGGGGCAUUUCCGAAAGAACUGUCCCACAAAUCCUGGAGAGCCAUUUCCACCUGCUCCUGUCGCCAGUCACGCAGCAUCGGCACGUCCCGCUCCAAGUCAACGCUCUACAGCAGGAUCUAAUCCUGCUAAAAAUCAAAAUCAACAGCAAGGACGAGCGCCUGUCCGCACCUAUGCAAUGAAAGGACGUACUGAAGAGAACCCUGAUGUCAUCCAGGGUAUGUUCUCAUUAUUCGAUACAACCAUGCAUGUGUUGAUAGAUCCUGGAUCGACAUUAUCUUACAUCUGUGUACCUAUGCCUGACAAAGCGGACAUAUUGAAAGAAAACUUAGAACACCCUAUACUAGUAUCUAACCCACUAGGACAUAGUAUGAGGUUACAUCAUGUAUACCAAGAUUGUCCGCUGAUUGUCGAAGGACAACAACUCCUUGCAAAUCUUGUUGAAUUACCGUACAAGGAAUUCGAUGUCAUCCUUGGUAUGGAUUGGCUUACUGAACAUCAAGCUGUUAUCGAUUGCCGACAACGGGUGAUACAACUGAAAAACAAUGAUGGAAAGACCAUUGAAGUGAAAGAAAAGCUGACACCCAAACCUACUGAAUUCAUCUCGUAUAUACAUGCUAGGCGCCUCAUCCGCAAGAAAUGUGAAGCCUAUUUAUGUAAUGUACGAGACACAUCAAAAGAAACUCCUGGAUUGAAGGACAUACCAAUGGUGUGUAACUUUCCUGAUGUAUUUCCUGAUGAACUUCCUGGUAUACCAUCUUCCAGAGAAGUAGAAUUUUCCAUCGAUCUUGUUCCUGGAACGGGACCGAUAUCAGCAACUCCCUAUCGUCGUGCUGAUGCUGAUUGGCUGACAACUGGGGCUGUCGGAAAUGGUUUGCCAGGAUUAGUGGGGCAACCCCUUCGAAAAUGUCCAGCCAACGCACCAAUGUUUCAACCACCUCCACCACCGCCACCUCGAGUGAUAACCUACAAAACGCUAAGAGAUAACGGUGCAGAAUUAUUCCUUGGGGAUCGCAUCGGUGAACCCCAGAUUGCGUGGGACUGGAUCGAGCAGACUGCUCGAGUGUUGGCGGAUCUUAACGUACCCAUUGGCAACUAUCCCCGACUGGCGUCUCAGCUGCUUCGCAAGGAAGCCUACGAGUGGUGGAAGAGGACUGAUGAGAGUGCAGGAACCCCUAAGCCAUGGACAUGGACACAUUUCGAAUGGGCAUUCAAACAAGAAUAUAUUCCAAAACGUUUUAGUGAAGAAAAACGUAAGGAAUUUGUCGAUUUGCAACAGGGAGACAUGACACUCCUUGAGUAUCGUCAGAAAUUUACCAUACUUGCUAAGUUUGCACCAACCUUGACCCUGGAUCAACGUUAUCUUAUAUCUGCGUGCCUAUGCCUGACAAGGCUGACGUAAUGAAAGAAAACUUAGAACAACCU